Mycena indigotica is the source of this 2991-nucleotide messenger RNA. RefSeq names its product Zn(2)-C6 fungal-type domain-containing protein. The transcript has 9 exons. The coding region runs from base 1 to 2991 and encodes 996 amino acids. The record is from RefSeq and is a predicted model, not a curated record. Lineage: Eukaryota; Fungi; Basidiomycota; Agaricomycetes; Agaricales; Mycenaceae. Gene Ontology annotation, cellular component: nucleus. Gene Ontology annotation, molecular function: DNA-binding transcription factor activity, RNA polymerase II-specific; transcription cis-regulatory region binding; zinc ion binding. Gene Ontology annotation, biological process: DNA-templated transcription; regulation of DNA-templated transcription.
AUGUCCAACGGGUACCCAGGGCAAACUCAGCAGCAAUGGACCCAGUUUCCCCACCAGCCGCCCCGUCUUCAGCUCGAACAUGAAUUCGACUUUACGCCCCAGCAGCCACAGUUUUCUAACUCGUUCCAAUUCUCUGAUGAUUUCUCGUCUCGUCCCUUCUCCUACUCUCGCACACACAGUCCAUCAGGAUCGGUUGACCACCACCACUACAACCAGAACUAUCCCCAGUUUGAUCAAAGCUCGUAUCUUUCCACCGACCAGCGCGAAUAUCAUGGCAAUAGCGCGCCAUACAACUUCCAGUCUGCAUCGACACCUACGCCUUUGACUGCCAAUGGUCUUGGCCCGAUUACAACUAGUCCCCAGUCCAUCGUCGCACCCACAUUGCCUCAGCCAUCUGGCCGUGGCUCUGGAUACUAUAAUCCGCGUGCAUCCAACACGGGUCAACAGCCCAAAACAAAGCGCCCACGCGGGCCGACAACUACAGUUGAUGUCAAGGAAGAUGAAAUCGAGCCAGAGUUGGAGGAGGAGGGAGGUGCUCGGGCGAAACCACCCGGAGCUUGUGCCCGAUGCAAGAAUCUCAAAGUUAAAUGCGAGUUCAAGACGGACACAGACCCUUGUAAGCGCUGUUUCAAUGGUGGACAUGAAUGCGUGACACCUGGGCGCAAGAAGCGACGAACACCGCCGAAACGGGAACAUUUGCUGAACCAAAUUCGUGAACAAGCGGCCGAUAUCCAGAAGCUUAUGUCCCAACUGGAAGAAGCAAACGCUCGACAUGCCCGUGCUCCCAACUCGGCUGCUACCGAUGUUUUCCCACCCCUCACGCCGUCCUCUGGCUUACACUCUCCCGUUUUAUCACCGACGUCGCCCACGUUCGGUAGUGACUCCACCAAAGUGAACUCAGCCACCAAUAAAGUUGUCGAGGACUGGAUCGCAAAGGCAAGAGAUAGUCUUGCUGAGUUUGAUGGAUUUAUUGGCAUUGGCGGUGCCGGAAUGCCCAAGAGUCUUCUUGUGAAAGAAGAUCUCGAGGGCUCGAGUAGUGGCGCAGAAGACGUAAUCGACAGCGACGAUGGGAACACGGGAGAGUAUGAAAUCGAGGUCAUUGACUCCGACGGAGAGGAAGUUUCGCCCCGCAGCAGACGCGGAGUCAAGCUACGCCAGAUGUCCAAUACGUCCAACGACCCUCGCUCACCAAAGAAGAAGGAGUCGGGCGGUGAAAAGCUUGCUACGCUUCCUACUGAAGCAAGUCCGUUUGGCCUCAUGGCGGACCUCAGCCUCAAGAAGGGUCGGGCAGAGAGUCCCGAAGCAGAAAUGGGCAGCGAGUCAGUGCCUGCCUUGGGUAUCGCCAGCGAUAGCUUUUUCCGCUCCAGCCCAGCUCCGGACCUCAUGCGGUCUCGUCCACUCGAAGACCAUCCCGCUCUUCCCCAUAUUUUAACCAGAGGCCUUAUAACGCCCCAAGAAGCAGAGAAGUUAUUCGAUAUGUUCAUAUUUCCAACGCAUGAACCUCUCUGUCUCAUUACUAGAUCCCGUCUUGUACACAGCAUCCAAGACGUGCUAUCGGAGUCCCUUUUCUGUUCACCGUCGGUGGUGUGCGCCAUUGCAUCGCGAUUUUACACGGAGCGGCCAGAGUUGUACUCCCAGGCGAUGCACUAUGCGCAGCUAGCUGCAGGGACAGCCCUCAUCAGCGGCCAGAAAUGUGUCGAGUCCGUCCAAGGCUAUAUUCUCAUGUCGCUCUACCCUGUUCCCGCAAGACGUUGGGAAGAUGAACGUGGCUGGCUGUAUCUUGGGCUUGCUAUCAGACUUGCUAUAGAUCUUAAUUUACAUCUUCCUAACACGGCACAGCCCAUUAACGAAAGCCAUGCCCGGGAAAUGCUCAACCGGACGCGGGUUUGGCUCAAUUGCUUCAAUCUCGAUCGUUCCACGGGUUCCCAAUACGGCAAGACACCGACGAUUAGUAAUGCAGAUUACAUGGCCAACCACUCGGAAGAUUGGUGGCGCAGCUCGCCGUAUAAUAUGCGCAACUUUGAUAUUCAUACGUGCGCAUAUAAUUCGGAAUUGAGGAACGUCGACUUUGAACGUGUUGCGUCUGAUACGGAUGAACAGCUCAAGGAGCUCGGUGACAAGUGGCAAUCGCUCGUCAACGAGGCGACAGACAUGACAGACUCCCAGAACAGGUUCCGAAGCGGGCUUCUCAAGCUGGCCUACAGCUAUGCCCGUCUGGUUGCGCUGUCCUUCGGCUUCCAGCACGCAUUUGGCAAAAACAACACUGAUGAAAACCCCUUCUUGAUGCGGUGCUUGGCGGCGGCCUCGGAUGUCGUGGCGGCCAUGGUUGAAGCCGUUGGACAACCUGACCAACGGAUCUAUCUUAGGCAUGGCCCCAUCGCGCAGAGUGUCUUUGUUACAUUUGCGGCAUCAAUGCUGGUGAAGCUCCUUCAACCCAAGUUUGCUUCCUACCUCACUCCCGACAAGCGGCAAGAAAUGCGGGGGCUGGUGAAGAACGUGAUCGACCUCUUGGGGUCGUCCGACGUGUCUAUCGACGACAAGCACGGCCCAAAUCUCUACGCGAAGUUCCUCAAAGGUCUGCUUGCGGCGCCACUCGCAAAGGAGGGUAACAAACGGAAACCGACCCGGUCCAACUCGGGCCAGCCGAGCGAAAGCAGCGAGUCCACAGUGUCAAGCCACCCAUCGCCUGACACAACGCAUUCGCUGUCACCCCCCGCUACCACCGCCGCCCUCUCUUUUGACCGCUUCGCCCCGCCGCUUGGUGCGGGUGUCGACCCUUUCAUGCCCUUGAGCACCAACGGCCUCGACGAUAACACCUCCGCACCCGACUUUUUCCCGCCAUCUCUCCCGUUCCACGACCCGAUGCAAGGGAUCCAGUCUCUUGCCACCAACUGGCCCGAAGGUUCGCCAACUUGGUUCUUCGCCGUGAUCGGUGCUCAUGUCCUUCACAGACUUUUCAUGGGUCAACCAAAUGCCGAACCAAGACUUUAG